Haliotis rubra (blacklip abalone) is the source of this 12097-nucleotide messenger RNA. RefSeq names its product centromere protein F-like. Lineage: Eukaryota; Metazoa; Mollusca; Gastropoda; Lepetellida; Haliotidae. The transcript is spliced from 23 exons. Bases 124 to 11883 code for a protein of 3919 amino acids. The record is from RefSeq and is a predicted model, not a curated record.
UACUUUGAAUUGAAGUCGUAAAAUAGCGCAGAGCGCAUGCGCAAUGGAGAUGGCGGUUUAGGGUGCGAAAUUCGAAAGCCCAGUGUAUUCAAGAAAAUAAGGGUUAAUCCGGCGUAAGCCAGGAUGAGUUGGGUAGCAGAUGAAUGGAAGGACGGGCUACCCCCAAGGGCUCUACAGAAGAUCGAACAGCUAGAAAAACAGUUUGAACGCAUUAAAAAAGAGAGAGAACAGAAGCAGUUUCAGUUAGAGAGUUUGGAACAGGCAUUACAAGCUCAGAAGCGGAAAACUGAGGAGGAAAAGAACCAACAAGGUGUGCUUAAACGUGAAGCACAGUCUUUGUCUGAAACAUGUGAGGAUUUAGAGAAGAAGAGGCAGAAACUUGCCCAGGAUAUUCAGACAAAGACCAACCAUGUGUCAUGUCUUGAAGGCCAAUUGUCACAUGCUAAACAGUCACUGGAUGCAGAGACUAACAAGGUGUCUCAGCUGAAGACAGAGCUAGACCACGCCCAACAUGAACAUCUUGAAGCUGUGAAGAAGUUUGAGAAACUAACAUCAGACCACAAUCGUCUGCAGGAAUUCAGCAGCCAUCAGAAGAAACAACUGGAGGACCGUAUCCGUUCACUGGAUGCUGAUGUACGACAGGAUGGGCAAAGAAUAGGAGGUGGAGGGGGUGGGAAACAAGUUCCCUCGCCUACCGCCGUACAACCCAGUGUGUCAAAUGCUGAAGUAAGUGCACUGAAGAAUCAAAUAGCAGAGCUGACAGCACUGAGACAGAAGGAUCAAGAUGAUCAGAAAAAGCUGCAGGAUGAACUCAAGGCUUUGCAGUCACAGGCUGGUACUGACAUGAGCAAGACUAUCUCUGAGUUGGAGACCCUGCGGCGAGAGAAGCAGGACCUGACACUGAAGCUGGAGAACCAGAGUGCUGCCACCAACAACCGCAUGCAGCAGAUGGGUCAGAGUCUCCAGGACAACCAGGGGAUGACCGGCAUGCAGCUGGACAAGAUGGAGCAGGUCCUAGGCAAACUGAAGAAGAGAAUGAAGGUCAGCAUCAUGCCAAACAGCUCUAGCAUGGCAAUCAAGAACGGCAGUGCUAACCUGGAACUACAGAUCCAGGCAAAGACAAAGGAGCUGCAUGAAAACAAUGGCCGCCUACAGAAGAUGCAAGUGGAGUUGAACAAAGCCGAGGCCAUGGUCGGGGACAAGGAGAAGCAGCUCAACCAGCAUCGCGAUGAAAUUGGAAAACUGAAAGUUCAGAUUGAGCAGACAAACAACAAGCGAGAGAAGGAGUUGAACAAGGACAUAGCUCAACACAUGGAUAUACUGCUCGAGGCUGGUGAAAAGCUGCUGGCAGAGACGAAGAACAAGAUGCAGCAGGAGAUCAAACAGUGUGAGACAGAGCAGAACCGUCUGAAGUCUCAAUGUGAGAAGCUUGAGCAGGAGAAACAGCAGCUGCAGAGGGAGAAGAAGGAGCUGACAGACAAGCUGGCAGCCAUCGACCACGCCCUCAAGACACAUGAUGCCUCCCUUGCAGCCAUGCAGAAGACUGUUGAUGAUGCAGUUGCUGAAAAGAACAAGGUUCUCCGUGACAUGGAGGAGACCCAGAGAAAGAUGGAGGCCACUCAGCAGCAGACACAGAAGAUGAAGGAGACCACAGACCGUGUAGACCAGGUUAAUAAUGAUCUGCGGGCCAAGAUGAUGGACAAGGAUCUUGAGCUUGAGAGUGCUACAGCUGAGUGUGAACGUUUGGCUGCCAGACUUGAGUCAGAGACUGUACAGAUGCAGCAGAAGAUCGAGGGGUUGGAGGCAGGGAAGGGAGAAGCGGAGGCUGGCCUUUCCAUGUCCAAGCUGGAUGUUCUCAAACUUAACAAGCAGUUUGUAGACCUCAAGUCAGAGAAGCAGAGUGUGGAACAGGCACUGGAGGAGAAAGAAAAGGAACUGGCUAAAAUGACAGCUCAGAAAUGUGAGAUGGAGAGACUCCACGAUGGCAUGAAGGGGCAGCUGGACCACCAGGCUGAUCGGUUUGACAAGCUUGCUCAUGAUCUGACAGAGAAAGAGAAUGAACUGAAGGACCUGACAAAUAGUCUCUGUCAGAGAGAUGCAGAGUUACACAAGAUGAAGAAUCAGAAUGAUGAAAAGGAUCUGGCUCUGCAGAACAAAGCUUCCAUUGUGGAAUCAAGGGAUCAAGAAAUUCACAAACUGAAGGACUCGCUCAAGGAAAUGGAUGAACAAAUAAUGCAAAAAGAUUCUGUGAACCAAGCCCAACAGGACAUGGGUCAGUUGCAGAAGGAGCUAACCUCUACUAAGCAUGAGUGUUCAACACUGAGAGCACAGGUGGAAGAACUGAGAUCUCAGCUGGAGAUCCAGCAGCAGUACCUGGCUGAACGUGAUGAGGAGAAUGGGUCACAAAAGAAAGAAAUUGAGAAGUUAAUCCAAGAGAUUAAAGAGACAUGUCAUUCUACAGAAGUGAGAGCCAAGUCCCUUCUGGAGGAAAAGGACAAGCUGGAGAAGCACUAUGAAGCUGUGUUAUGUGAAAGGGGGGAAGAAAUGGAAUCUAAAGUGUCCGAACUGAACAAAGUGAUACUUGAACUGGAUAAGGUCAGGCACUGCUUCUCCGAGCUGCAGAGGGAGCACGACAAUUUGAAGAUGAAGCACAGGGAAUUGAAUGAAGAAAAGGACAAUGUUGAAAAUACUUGUUCUGGUCUAGGUGAGCAGAUCGAGGACUUGAAGACCCAGAUUUCUUACAUCCAGGCUGACCAUUACACACAGAUGCAGAAUGUGAAGGCACAGUCUCAAACCAUGCAGGACAGUUAUAACAAACUGGAGGCAGAACACAAGAGUGCCUGUGACAAACUGUUGUUAGGAGACGGCCGUAUGACAGACCUGCAGGAGAAGCUGCAGGUGCUUGAACAGGAGAGGGAGGUCCUGGGGAAGAGACUGGAUCACUCUGAGAACACCAUUAAGCAGUUGCAGGAGACACACAGCUCUCGGGAUGUGACUAUAGAGAAAUUAAAGGCAACUUUGGCAGAGAAAGAAGAGGCUCUUGAUCUUCUCACUCGGGAGUUCGAAGCUAAGACUGCCACUCUCAACCACCAGGACAACCAACUCAAAGAUACACAAAGUGUCUGGGCGGAGCAGGAGAAAAAGCUUAGGGCCAGCUUGCAGGAGAAGAGUGAUGAGAUGGUGGCCAUGGGUCAGCAGCUUAGUCAGGUGGAGAAGGAACUGGAUGAGCUGAAGGAAGAGCACACAAGGCUUCUGGACCAGACACAACAGAACCAGGACCUCCAGACAAGAAAGGGAGGAGAAAUAGACACACUUAAAUCCAAGUUGACAGAUCAACAGGCUGAGAUGGCCAGGUUGGGAGAGAAGCUGUCUGAAACUGAGGCCAACUUUGAGACUCUGAAAUCACAACACGGUCACCAGAAAGAACAGCAUGAAGCCCAGGGUCAACAGCUGCACAAUCUGACAGAGAAUAUGAAAGCCAAGGAUAAUGAAUGGGAGAAGAGAAAUUGCAACAGGCGCAAUCUGCUUUGUCCCAGCAGAACAGCUGACAUGGAGAAACUUCAGUCUGAACAUGCUGAGCUCCAUUCUGAAUCUGAAAAGAACCUCAACAAGAUGUCUGAGGAGGAGCUUAGUCUGAAGGAGAAACUGAGGCAGAUGGAAGACGAGAAGGAGAAAUGUGACACUCUGUUGAAGCAGAAGGAUUGUGAUAAAGAAACUUUAUUGAAAGAAAUGUCUGAAAUGAAACAGCAGAAUGAUCAGAUGCAGGCAAAGCUGGACAUGAUGCAGAUGGACUUUGAAGACCAGGGUGAUGAUGUAGGAGAUCUCACAGUAAAACUACAACAAGCUCAGCAGGGAGUGGAGGAUCUUAAAAAGACUGUAGAAGAAAAGAUCUCUCAACUUGCUGAGAAACAGAAGGAAAUACUGGCAUUAUCGGAAGAGCUUGAGAAGUCCAAGCAUGAGCUUUCUGCCAUGACCAGCACUGUUACUGAGAUGAAACUUGAAGUGGAACAACAGUCAUCCAUUUCUCUGGAGAGGAAUUCCAAGCUGGAGGAAGAGCGACAAAACUUCUCUGAACUGAUCAACGAAUGUGAAAGUCUUAAGAAAUCCUUGGAUGAAGAAACAAGUAAGAACACUGAUAAUCAAAAGGAAAUUGAGAAAUUGAAUAACAGCCUAAGUGACAUGGAAGGCAAACUAGCCGGAAUGAAAAGUAAGAUGGAAGAAAAGGAACAUACUAUCAGUGAUCUAGAGGUGAAAUGUGCCAGAAUGUCUGAAACUGUUGACAUGACAACACAAGAGCUUCAGGAGAAGGACCAACUGGUUGUCAAACAAAAGGAUUCCCUGACAUCACUGGAAGAGAAGCUGAAGCUGCUUGUGUCUGAGAAGGAACAACUAUCAAUGGAACUGGGACAGGAACUCCAAACUCUGAAAGGCUGUACAGCUUCCCAGGAAGCAGCACUUGACAGUAAACAGGGAGAACUGAGCACAUUGAAAGGUCAUCAUGGUGAGCUGCAAAAUAUUUUGCAGGAGACUAAAGAUUGUUUGCAACAGAAAAAAGAAGAGUUAGAAAAAGUGUCUAAGGAAUGUGACCAACUUCAACAGUGCCUUGACAAGGCACAGGCUGACAUGGAAGAGAAGGACAAAUCAAUGCAGACCAUGAAAGAUUCUGUCACUUCCCUUGAAAGUAAACUUGCGCAGUAUACAAAGGCUAAAGAUGAAGAAGGUAGCAGGUUAGAACAGGAGUCUAACAGUCUCAAAUCAAACAUGGAGAUGCUCCAGAUGGAUCUUGAAGACAAAGAUGCCUGUAUUGAGGACCUCACUAUGAAAGUCAAUAAUCUGCAAGAGACAUUAGAUCAACUGAAGAAAGAUCAUGAUUCACUGAGUACAAGCAACAAACAGCUUCAAGCACAGAGAGAGAAGAUGGCUGGAGAACUGGAAGAAAGCCAGUCUGAAGUUGCACAUCUGACUGCCAGUGUCAAAGAGUGUUCCCAGAAAGCUGGAGAUGUCAAGGAUGAACUACAUGGCAAGAUGGCUGACUUGGAGGAACAAAAGGCUCAACUCUUGGCAGAGCAAAAAGAUAUCAUUAACAAGAUGGAAAAACUGGAAAAUGACCUCAGUGCUAAAGAGGAACAGAUUUCUGAGAAAGAAUUGCAGCUUGAGAAUAUAACAACUGAGCACAGUGAAACAUUGAAAAGGUUGUCAGACACUGAUAACAUGUUGUCUGAGUUGAAGAAGCAGAUGUCUGAUUCGGGAAUGUCAUUAGAGAAGACAUCUGAGGAAAGAAACAGCCUUCUCCAGAAGGUUAUUGAUCUAGAGAGUGACAGAUCAUCACAAGCAGCCAAUAUUGCAGCAUUAGAAAGGACCAUUGAUGAUAAGGUGAGCGAGAUCUGUAAUAUGAAAGCUAUGCUUGAUGGCAAAGAAAAGAGUGAGGAAGAUUUAAAGACUGAGAUUAAGGACUUGGAGGAAGAAGUGGCUCAAAAUAGGAGGUCAUUUGGUGAUGACCUGCAUGAGAAAGCAUCGGUCAUUCAGAAACUUGAGGAGAAACUUACUGCACUUGAAGAUAAGCUGAAGGAAGCAAAUCAAGAAAUUAAAGAGAUUAAAUCUGCCAAGGAGAAUCUAGAAGAAGCAGCAGAUACUGCAGAAGACAAUUACAAGGCUAAAUACCAGAAGCUUGACACAGAGAGGAAUCAGCUUGAAGCUCGGCUUAAAGAAGCAGAACUAAAAGAGGUUCAGUUGAAAGCAGAAAUUAACACUGCUCAGGCUGCCCUGGAGCAAGAACAGAUUCUGCGACAACAGUUGGAGAAAGAACAUGAGUGUAACAUGGACAACAAGGGCAAGGAGCAGGAAAAGCUGCAGCAAGCUCUGAAAUUGCAAGAAACAAGAAUAGAUCAACUCCUGGCUGAUAUAUCAGAUAAAGAAGGAAAACUCUCAGAACUGGAGCAGAAAGCUCUUCAAGAAACUGAUCUCAAGGGUUACUACAUGACAAAGAAUGAAACAGACACUGAAAGAAAUUUGGCAAAAAUGCAAGAAAUGGAACAAACUCUGUCUUCACUGGAAACUAAACUAAGUGACAGUGAGAGCAGCAGGUUGCAGUUGGAGAAAGAUAGUUAUGACCAGCUUAAGCAGAAGGAAACUGAGUUGAAAGAACUGAUAGCAAAACUGGAAACUGAAGAGAACAAAACAAGGAACACUCAAUUGCAAAAGGAAGAAGAAAUCAAAAUACUGAAGGAUGAUUUUAUGUCCAAAAGGGAAGAAGUUCAGCUGGAACUUGAAGUAUCAUCCAAAAGACAGUCUGAUCUCCAAACGGAGCUUGAAACACUCAGGAAGCAAUAUCAACAUCUUCAAGAUGCCCACAACAGUGCAUCUGUUGAAGGUGCCUCUAACAUUGCUGAAGUGCAGCAAGCCUUGGACUCACUGCAGGUAGUCAAGGAAGGGCUUGAGCAGGAUAAAGAGAAACUGUCUGAGGAUCUGGAGCAGCUGCAGCAACAGCUAGAGCAGAAGAACCAGAUUUUGGUGAAACUACAGACAGAAGUAGAUAAUGCAAACUUGCAGAUGAGCAAGACCGAGACAGACUUCCAAAGUGAGAAGCAGAUGCUUGAGGAUAAAGUUGCUGGCAUUACUUCUGAGUGUGUUCAAUUGCAACAAGAUCUUAAACAUGCUGAAAUGAAGAUUGAAACUUUCACAUCUGCUGACAAAGAGAAGGAGGGUGAGUUGUUAACCAAGGCGUCAAAACUCCAACAAAUAGAAGAUGAAAUGGAUGUUGUGAAAGAAGAAGUGUUGAUGUUAACUUCAAAGGUUGAAAGUCUUGAAGCUGAAACAGAAUUAUUGAAAGAACAAAACUCAAAAUUAAAUGCUGAACUGAAAGACUCAUUAACAUCAAACACUCUUCUUGAAAAGAAGUUAGCAGAUGCUCAGGGUGAAAUUGAAACACUAGAGAGGACCAAGGAAGAAGCAAGUGCAAAACUAGAUGGACAAAACACUGAUUUGACAGAAAGGUCCAGAGAUAUGAAAACUCUCCAGUCUGAAAAGGACCAACUGAAAAUUCAACUUGAGAGCACAGAGAAACGUCUUGAAGAACUACAAGCUGAGUACAAAGAUGCCCUUCAAGAGUUCAACACUGAAAAGGCAUCCUUGGCUGACAAACUGGAGGACCAGAAACAGCAGAUAGUUGACCUGAAGACUCAGAUACAGUGCCAUAACACAGAGAAGGACAUGCUGGAGAACAAGGUGACAGACCUGGAAGAACAGGUCAGGACCAUCACAGCAGAGAACUCACAACUAGCAACUGCAGCUGAUACAUCAGACCAGCUUGCCAAACAGACUAGGUCAAAGGAAGAAGAGGCUGCAGUUGUAAUCCAGUCACUUACAACUGAGCUUGAACAUUUAAAAUCUUCUGUUGAAAGUCUAGAAAAGGAGAAGAGUGUACUUGAAGAUAAGUGCUCAACAUCUGAAUCCUGUACUGUUGAAAAAGAGGAACAAAUUAAGGCAAUGACUGCAGAUUUGAAGAAUUUGGGCAACAAAGUUGAUGAAAGCAAUGCUACUAUUGACAGACUUAGGUCUGACAUUGAUGGUUUGAACAAAACCAUUGCUGACAUGGAACUGUCAUCUGAGGAGCUGAAGGCUGAAAUUCAGCAGGAGAAAGAACGUGUACGAUUAAAAGAACUUGAAAAGUCUGACCUUGUGAAGAACGUUGAUCAGCUAGAAAUGAGAAUACAAGAUUUUGCAAAAGAAUCAACUGAUUCAUCAGCAACGAUGAACAGUGUCCUUGAAGAUAAGACCGCCAAGAUCAAUAUGCUUUCAGAAGAAAUCAGUAAUGCAAGAAGUGAAAUUGAAGCUCUCAAGGCCGAAUUGAAACACAAAGUGGCCUCCCUGGAAAUGAAAGAGAAAGAGGUUUUGAGUACUCAAGAAGAACUGUUGACAGCAGAAAACAACAAGCAGACCUUUGAGGAACAGAUGACAACUCUUCAGGAGGAGAAGGCUGCCUUCCAAGAUCAGGUGCAGAGACUAGAGUCCACCAUUAGAGAGAUGGAAAGCAGUCAAACUCACAUGGAGGAGGAGAUGCAGGGAACACAAGCAGCGCUACAGAGCACACAGACCUUCUCUGACACCAUACAGGAACAGGUUGACCAGCUCACUCAGGACAGGAGUACUAUGCAGGAUAGUAUUGUCCAACUGAAAUCUGAGAAGGCUGAUUUAGAGGCCAGCCUUGAAGCAGCUAAUCAGAAUAUUGAGGAUCUAAAGGUUCAUCUGCAGCAACUAAAUGAGCAGAAGACAGAAUCUGUUGACAAGUUGAGUGAGGAAGCUGUCAGUUUCAAAGAAGAAAUAGAUCAUUUGAGAAAACAGAAUACAGACCUUGAGCAUCCACUCGAAAUUUCUGAAUCUAUCAAGAAAGUCAAUGAGGAGUUGUUGCAGAAGGAAACUGAAUUAGAAAAUGCAUGUAAAUGUACCUCUGAUUUGGAAGAGAAGUUGAAAGCUUCUGAAACACAGAAUUGUCAACUAAGAGCUGAAGUUGAUGCUAAGAUGGCAGAUCUUGAUGCCAUCAUUGAUGACAGAGAUCAUUUGUGUAACAAAGUGAAGUCACUAGAGAAUGAACUACAGAUGUUAGAGACGAAGUUUACCUCUGUAAAUAGUGAACUGACAAAUAGAAUAGAAGAAUUUGAUGUUGUGAGUGUUGAGAGAAUGGAACUGCAAGAGACUCUGACAACUGUCAACAGCGAGAAAGAAGAACUGAAUAAGAAGGUUGACAUGCAACUCACUUUUCUAGAAACAGCUAAACAGACGAUUGAGGAACUGCAGGGAGCCUUGGAUUCCCAAUCCCUAAGUGAAGCAGAGCACCAAAUGCAGGAGGACACUUUCAAGGGGGAUAUAACAAGACUUGAAAAAGAUAAAGCAUUAUUGGAGAAAGAAAACAAGGAGCUUGGGGAAAAGGUCAAAGAAAUGCUGGAAGAAAAGUCUAAGUUUGAGGCCGAAAAUGAAUCAUUCAUGUGUGCUAACAAUCAGAUGAAAGAUCAGGUGAACAGCGCAGAGAUGGAAAUGGCUGCCCUGAGAGAGGGAUGCUUGAAGUUGCAGGACUUCAUUAAGAAAAAUGAGAAGGACAACAACAAGACCAGGGAGAAGCUACAGGAGACGGAGAAGCUGCUGCAAGUGGCACAAGCCAAGGUGGAGGAGCUUCAGGAUCAGGCCAAGACUCUCUCUCAGGACAAGUCUGAGCUGAAGGUGCAGCUGGACGCUGUGCUAAAGGAGAAGUCAGGUGUAGAGGCUGACAUUGACAUGUUCAAAGAUGCCAUGGAGUCCAUGGAGAUGGAGGUCUCUUCUCUUGAAAUGGAGAAAACUAACUUCAAGACAGAAAGUGAAAGUUUGAAGAAAGAAUGUGAUGAACUGGUUAGGAAACUUGGCGAGAUGCAAAAGGAAGUGGACAAACUGGAAAGUACAAGAGAUGGUGUUAGUGAGAAAAUGGAAGCUGACUUGCAAAAAUUGCAGACUGAUAAUGAAAGACUGAAUGUGUGUGUGGAAUCACUGAAUGCGGAAAUAUUGGAAAGCCAGGAACGGUAUAAGAAGAUUUGUGAUAGUGAGAAUGGAUUAAGAGAUGACAAUAGAAAUCUGAAGACCAAAGUGAUGACACUUGAAAAAGAUCUAGAAGCAGAGAAAUUAAAGUGUCAGUCAGUAGCUGAGGAAAUUUCAUCUUUAAAACAAGAUGCAGAGGAAAUACAAACCAUUAGGUCUCAGGUGGAGAAGAAGUACAGUGCUCUUAGCAAAGAAAAUGAAGAUCUUCUGAGUCAGUUCCUUGCAAUAGAAGAAAAAACAGGACAACUGUCCAGUGAGAAAAAUGCUCUGGAACUUGAGCUAAAGGAAGAGUCUGAUAAGGUAAAGAGGCUAGAGUCUGACCUCCAGAAAGUUAACCAGUCCCUUCUCAAUAGUGAGAAGAAGAAGGAAGAAGCAGAGGACAAUCUUUCUGCCAUGGAGAUGGAACUAUCGGGACUAAAGUCAGAGCUCGAUGCUCUCCACAAGCAGGCAGAGUCCACUGCUGAGAUGCAGGAGAAGGGUCAUGCUGAACUGAAGGACAGGCUGGAGAAGUCAGAGAAAGAGCUACACAAUGCCCACCAGAAGCUGGGAGAUGUGGAGUUGGAGAGUCUGAAGGCAGAAGUAGCUGCUGCAGAGAAGAAAGUGAGUCAGAAGGAGAGUGAUCUCGAAAGCUUGAUGUCCAAACUUGUGGAGGCUGAGAAGCAUGCAGAACAGAGACUGACAGACUCUGAGGCCCUGUGGCAGGAGAAGAUGGCAAGUCAUGACAAACAGCAUGAGGAGAAUGUGAGCAGGCUCGAGCAGGAGAUGGAGCGGGUGAGGACUGCACUGGGAGAGAGAGAGGAGCUGCUGAAGGGGGUCAGGUCAACUCUGGGGGACACACAGAAGGACCUGGAUGGACUCAGGACAUCCCUGCAGGAGAGGGAAGAGCAGCUUGAGACUUUGAGGAUGUCUCUUGAUGACAAAGACAGGGAGCUUCAGGGGGCUCGUGAACAAUUGAACUCUGCUGUCGGACCUUCCAGUAACACAGAUAUAUUGCACAAGUGGGAAAGCCAGUGUUCUAAUCUCCAAUCACAGUUAUCGGCAGAAAAAUCAAAGGUGAAACGCCUUACUGAUCAGAUGAAGAAGAUGAAGGCUCAGACAGAAGAUGCAGGCUCACAGGGUUUGCAGGAGAAGGUGAAUGAACUAUCCAGUCAGCUGGAAGAACACAUAGAGAAAGAAAAGGAGGCGUGUCGGAAGCAGUUUGCCCUUGUCACAGAAAACAACAAGCUGAAGGGUGACUGCGCCAGACAGAAGAGUCUCAUCUCAUCCAUGGCAAUUGCAAUGAAGAACCAGACCAUGGGCAACAAACAGGUGGCUAUGGAAGACAAGGUUGUUGAUAGUGUGCAGAAGUCAACUGACACCGUGCCUGGUGAGGCAACAGUUCCUGCAGGAGAUCUCACCACACCAGACCAAAAGCAUAAUAAUGACACUAGAAGUCCUAACUCUACAGACAAUGAGAGGAAAACACGACUCAGGACGAUAAAGGCACCAAGUGUAACCAGAAAAUGUGCUUCAAGAGAAGUGACUCCUAAUUCUAGGGAUGUAUCACAAACUGAUGUGUCUGAGGUUCCGUGUAAAACAAGAAAAUGUACACCAACUGAGACUAAUCUCCCCAGCAAGAGGACAAGGUUGCAGAAGUUACCAGCACCAAGUGCAGUGAGAAAAUGUGCCUCAAGGGAGGUAACUCCAAACAAACUGUGUAUUGACACAGCACCAUCUGACAAGUGUGCUUCAAUAGAAGAGUCUUCUGAUACUAAAGAGACAGGCAGCCAGCUGACGGUCAAGAGGACUUCACUGCCAAAGAGGAAGAGUGAUCAAAAUGAAGAUGUUAUUGCAACCAAAAGACGAAAGGAGGAUCCGUGUCAGGACACAAAUAAUGCACCAGAUGCAACACCUAAAACCUCUGACAGUGGAGAGGGUAAACCAGCAGCUAAAAGGACGUUACUAGCUUCUCGAAUUCGGCCACGAAGUCAACUGCCCCGGUCAGGUCCAUCAGCAGUAACAACAGCACCUCCAUCUGAACCACCAGCCUCAUCAACAUCUACAUCUUCUGGUCUUCCUCGUACCAUGAUGACGAGGAGACAGAGCAAGAUUGAAAUCAAGGCUCCAGUCGCAGUUAGGCCCCUUGGCUCAAUCACAAACAGCCCACAGAAGAAAGCUCCCUCCGCUCUCCAAGAGCCACCUAAACGAGUCAGUACCCUCAGCCUCAACAAAAGUCCAGAGCUGAAGCACCUGCGACGUACAAGGCAGCAGAAACAACUUGAGCAACAAACUGAUCAGCAGGGUGGAGAUGGGGACGCCAAGAAAGACUGCAAAGUGCAAUAGCUGAUGUCAUUACAGAUAUCCACAGUACUGCAAGGUGCAUGCAGGAGUUACAUGAAACAACACAUGAACCACUGCACCAUGCUGUUAUCACAAAUAACAGUCUGUCUCUAAUGUUCCUGUUACAUACAAGGUCCCAAGAACAAGAACUUUCUCAAGAACUUAGUUCUAUUCAUUCCUAUAAACCACAAUUCCAUCUGGACACCCAUUCAGGGCU